Molecule: messenger RNA, 1468 nt
Organism: Rhopalosiphum maidis (corn leaf aphid)
Lineage: Eukaryota; Metazoa; Arthropoda; Insecta; Hemiptera; Aphididae
Exons: 5
Coding region: 158-1369 (403 amino acids)
Source: RefSeq, a predicted model, not a curated record
AUCACCUAUUCAUACUUAUAUUAAUAACUGAUUAUACUUAUAUUAUUGAACAUCAAUAUAAAUUAAAUAUUUUACUUAAUUGUCUAGAUUUCAGAAGUUAAUACAUAUUUUUUUGAAUUUUUUAAUACAAUAAAAAAAGAACAAAAAAAUCGUCAACAUGCAGAGGACAUAUUGUGUGGCAUUUGCGUUAAUCAUAAGUGUUUCCUUUGCAUUUGCAGAUAAUUUAUCAGCAAAUUGGUCGUCUGAUGAUGACACCUUACCGGAAUUACUACCAAAAAAGAUGCGUGACAAAAGCGAUGACGAGAUUCAAAAAGCUGUUUUUCAAGCUUUUGAAAAUCAACUCAAAGUGAUUUCUGAGUACAAUGGACACAUGUUGGAUCCAGAAUCUCCUUACGGAUUUUUUAAAGAUGAAAUGCCGAUUUCGAAUGCAAGAACGUCUAAUCCACAAUCUGAUCUCAUAUUUUACAAUAAUGCUAUUAGAGGGUUUAUUGGGCAUAACAAAAACAGUAUUAUCAUUAAAUGGGUCCCGAAUCAGGUUGUUACAGAACUAGGAUGGAAAGAAAUGAGUGUUAGAGGAAGGUACACUUUCAUGAAUUCUUCGUAUUUUGAUCAAGGAAAGUACCACAUCCAGUUACAAGAUUUGAAGUACCUUGCUAGUACUACGCUUUCAGAAAACACCGAAUCGUACCCAUCGACAGUGCCAAAAUCUAGUAUUUCAUACAAAAGUGUUAAGGUUUCAUUUACUGGUGGUUUACCAGAAGUAUUAAAAACUAGUGAUUCUUCUAAUGUCAAACACUUCAUUGAAGACAUCGUUUUUCAACAAGUAGCCGAUCGUGUGGUUAGAGACACGCACAAUAACAUCACUGUCGCCAUACGCCAGGUCAUCAAACCAUACAUCAUAUUCAAGAACGACACCGAUCCUAACUUUCCCGGUACAAACGGAAAACUUCCCAGCGGUAGCGUUGGGUAUAGCAUCAGUAAUACAGUCAUUAGUGGUUUCGCUAAUGCGGAACACAAAUUGAAAAAGGUCACCACGAAAAUGGCCACCAACACGGUCACAGCUGAUUUACGUAUAUCGAUCCAUAGCUUAGACGGUAAAUUUGACUUUAAACUCGAGGAGAGUAAGCCUACCAUCGGAAAAGCAACAUUCACUGUCAGCAGAAUCGAUGUCAACGUGUCGUUCAAUAUGCUUAAGCCCGUCGAAUGCAAAGCUGAGGUCGUAGUGAACCAGCCGAAUGUUAAAUACGGUACAAAGCUGUCGGCCGACAUUGAAAAAACAUUGACCAACGCGUUUAUUGACAAUGUUAAAAGCCAGUUGAACACAAAUAUUUGCAAGGCUUUGGGCCAAAUGAUUAAGCCUGGAAAAUAACAAAACCUAUUUCAUUAAUUGAAAUCCGCCGCAAAGCUUAUUUUUGCUGUAAAUUGUAUGGUCAGGUCAUCAGGAUAAAUAUAUAUAUUGAAUUCCAGA